AUGUUUUGUGAUAAAAACUGUCAAAGCCUGGGCUGGAAAGACCACAAAUUUGAAUGUAAAGGAAUUAAAAUAAACAAAGGACAAGUCCCGGAUAUUGAAGUUAGACUGCUUGGACGUAUUGUGAGCAGACAUAAAGCUAUCCUUUGUGGAGUAGACAAAAAAGACCCAGAUUUUUACAAAGAUAGACAAUCCAAACGUAAAAUUAUGGAGAUUUGGGCGCAUACUGAGAGGAUUAAAAAUGAUGAAUAUGCAAUGAGGAAAUUUGAAGGUAUUUAUGAACGUUUAUGUCGCUUCUAUGACCCUAAAGCAAUGCUUAACAAACAAGUAGUGUUUGAACUUCAUUGCCGUGAUUUUAUCAACCGGCACGCUAUAAGCGACAAACACUAUUUGAGGGAAAUUGGAAAGGGUCUUUAUUUGGAUUUGUGUGCUUAUGACCACAGUUGUCGCCCAAAUACAGUAUACAGUUGUCACUCAUUUAUAGCUACAUUGAGAUCGUUAGAUUCUAAGGUAGUUUUUAAAAUAAAUUUAAAAUGGUUUCAAGCCCUCGAAGCCUAA
Messenger RNA from Meloidogyne enterolobii, 555 nucleotides. NCBI's taxonomy places the organism in Eukaryota, Metazoa, Nematoda, Chromadorea, Rhabditida, Meloidogynidae. The record is from the annotation of a GenBank genome assembly.